Otolemur garnettii (small-eared galago) is the source of this 4552-nucleotide messenger RNA. It is a transcript of the gene COG3, whose product is annotated as component of oligomeric golgi complex 3. The transcript is spliced from 23 exons. NCBI's taxonomy places the organism in Eukaryota, Metazoa, Chordata, Mammalia, Primates, Galagidae. Gene Ontology annotation, cellular component: cis-Golgi network; COG complex; membrane. Gene Ontology annotation, biological process: intracellular protein transport; intra-Golgi vesicle-mediated transport; Golgi organization. The record is from RefSeq and is a predicted model, not a curated record. The coding region runs from base 133 to 2619 and encodes 828 amino acids.
GGGGUCAGGGCGUUCCGGCCCGCCCCUCCGCCGGUGCCGUGCUGGAAGCCUCGGUUCUCCCGGAAGUGGCCGGGCCUCUCUGUCGGGGUCCCCUUCACCCCGCUGCUGCUGAGGGCCGCGGGGGCGGCGGCAAUGGCGGAGGCGGCCCUGCUUCUGCUGUCCGAGGGGGCGGCGGAGCGGGACACUCGGGAGAAGCUGGCUCUCUGGGAUAGGAGACCGGACUCGACGGCGCCGCUGACCGACAGGCAGACGGACUCGGUGUUGGAGCUGAAGGCGGCAGCAGAAAACCUGCCGAUGCCAGCUGAGCUCCCAGUGGAAGACUCGUGCAGUUUACCACCCCAUUCACUGUCCACUGAACUGCAUUCAAUAGUGCCUGAAUCUACUGAGGACAUUCUCUUGAAGGGUUUCACUUCCUUAGAAAUGGAAGAAGAAAGAAUCGAGACUGCACAACAGUUUUUCUUAUGGUUUGCAAAACUGCAAACUCAGAUGGAUCAGGAUGAAGGAACUAAAUACAGACAGAUGAGGGAUUACUUGUCUGGGUUUCAGGAGCAGUGUGAUGCUAUAUUGAAUGAUGUAAACAGUGCUCUUCAGCAUCUGGAGUCAUUGCAGAAACAGUAUCUUUUUGUGUCCAAUAAGACAGGAACCCUACAUGAAGCCUGUGAACAGCUCCUGAAAGAACAGUCAGAACUUGUCGAUCUGGCUGAAAACAUUCAACAAAAGCUUUCGUAUUUUAAUGAAUUGGAGACUAUUAACACAAAAUUGAAUUCCCCUACGUUGUCUGUGAAUAGUGAAGGAUUUAUACCCAUGCUGGCCAAGUUAGACGAUUGUAUAACAUACAUAUCAUCUCAUCCUAAUUUUAAAGAUUAUCCUGUAUAUUUGCUGAAGUUUAAACAAUGUCUUUCUAAAGCUUUACACCUCAUGAAGACAUAUAUUGUGAACACACUACAGACUCUUACAAAUCAGUUACUAAAAAGGGAUCCUUCAUCUGUACCUAAUGCAGAUAAUGCCUUUACACUAUUUUAUGUGAAAUUUCGAGCUGCUGCCCCCAAAGUCAGAACUCUUAUUGAACAAAUAGAACAACGAUCUGAAAAAAUGCCUGAAUAUCAACAGCUGCUAAACGAUAUUCACCAGUGCUACCUUGAUCAGCGGGAGCUCCUAUUGAGCCCUAGUAUUGCUUGUACUGUCACAGAGUUAACCAGCCAAAAUAACAGAGAUCAUUGUGCCUUGGUUCGCAGUGGCUGUGCCUUUAUGGUCCAUGUAUGCCAGGAUGAGCACCAACUUUACAAUGAAUUUUUCACAAAACCGACACCAAAAUUAGAUGAGCUGUUAGAGAAACUGUGUGUGUCAUUAUAUGAUGUCUUCAGGCCAUUGAUCAUUCAUGUCAUUCACUUAGAGACCCUGUCGGAACUUUGUGGGAUUCUUAAAAAUGAGGUGCUUGAAGAUCAUGUACAAAACAAUGCUGAACAACUAGGGGCAUUUGCAGCUGGAGUCAAGCAGAUGUUGGAAGAUGUGCAAGAGCGGCUGGUCUACCGAACGCAUAUCUACAUUCAGACAGACAUUACGGGCUACAAGCCGGCUCCAGGAGAUCUGGCAUACCCAGAUAAGUUAGUCAUGAUGGAGCAAAUUGCACAGAGUUUAAAAGAUGAACAGAAGAAGGGACCUUCAGAAGCUUCCUUUUCAGAUGUUCAGUUAGAAGAAGGAGAGUCUAACAGUCUGACAAAAUCUGGUUCAACAGAAUCCCUCAAUCCUAGACCACAGACCACAAUUUCUCCAGCAGAUCUUCAUGGAAUGUGGUAUCCUACAGUUCGAAGAACUCUUGUCUGUCUCUCCAAAUUAUACAGAUGCAUAGAUAGGGCAGUGUUCCAAGGAUUAUCACAGGAAGCAUUGUCUGCCUGCAUUCAGUCUUUACUUGGAGCAUCAGAGUCUAUCAGCAAAAAAAAGACUCAGGUUGAUGGACAACUUUUCUUAAUUAAGCACCUUUUGAUUCUUCGAGAACAAAUUGCUCCAUUUCACACUGAAUUCACCAUUAAGGAAAUUUCCCUGGACCUCAAGAAAACUAGAGAUGCAGCAUUUAAAAUCCUGAACCCUAUGACUGUUCCAAGAUUUUUUAGGCUGAAUAGCAACAAUGCCUUGAUAGAGUUCUUGUUGGAGGGUACUCCUGAGAUAAGAGAACAUUAUCUUGACUCUAAAAAGGAUGUAGACCGUCAUCUGAAAUCGGCCUGUGAGCAGUUCAUUCAGCAGCAGACCAAGCAGUUUGUGGAGCAGCUGGAGGAGUUCAUGACAAAGGUUUCAGCAUUAAAAGCAAUGGCCACUCAGGGAGGCCCCAAAUAUACUCUCUCGCAGCAGCCUUGGGCACAACCAGCAAAGGUUAGUGACCUUGUAGCAACUGCCUAUAAGACAAUAAAAGCAAAGCUGCCUGUGACAUUGAGAAGUAUGUCUUUGUACCUGUCCAAUAAAGAUACUGAGUUCAUCUUGUUUAAACCUGUGAGAAAUAAUAUUCAGCAAGUCUUCCAGAAGUUCCAUGCUCUGUUAAAGGAAGAGUUCAGCCCUGCUGACGUCCAGGUCAUUUCCUGUCCUUCCAUGGAACAGCUGAGCCUCGUGCUGUCGGUUUCUAAGUGAGCAGGCCACCGGGCUGUGUGCGUGCAUGGUCUGUUGGGAGGAGAGGGCUGAGAAGUCCUGCAGCCUGCAGAACGCUGAGGAAUGUGAGGACGUCCCUGAGAGCCACACAAGCUUGCUGCUCGGUGCUGACUGCAAAGUGAAAUACAGGCAAAGCGUUAAGACUUUAGUGUUUCCCUUUUAAAAGCAUCAAAAUGCCAAAGAUUAAUCUGUGAGUAGUGGUAACUGUCUCAUUUAAAUGGUCACAAGAAAUAUAAAGUUUUUAAGAGGUUGCCGUAGCGGCACGUAGUGAAAUGGUUCCUCACAAAAGAUGUGCAAUGAAAACAGGUCACGAUAAGUCAAGAAGAACUUCACAGAAACACAGCUAAUGAGAACAUUUGCUAGAACCUGAAACACUAUAACACUUUUAACCACUGAGCAUUCCGCAGACUGUUCUUUUAAUUUGUGGAAAUAUUAUUUCUACUCUCUAUUUGCUGUAACGUUUCUCCUGUCAUUUUGAAGUUUACGUAGUUUGGAGUAGAUUGGUUGCUUCUGAGAACAGGUUCUGCUUUUCUGGGAAGUCAGGGUGUUCUCUUUCUCUCCGUUUGAUGUGAGCUAGUUUGAAGAUGCAGGGACCUGGUGUAAGGCUCCCGGCUCGGUAUUCCUUGCGUUGGUAGGUACAGAACGUUGCGAAGCGAGAGCUGCAGUUUCCUCGUGAUAGAUGCGUGCACUGUCUUUAAUGAGGAUCUUCCUGGUCCCAUAGUCAGUGUUUGUGAGUGCAGAGUACCAAUUAGGUGUCUAAAGUCUGGCAUAUAAUGGAGAGAAGGAAACCUGAAGAAUAGCGCGUCUCCUGAAUUAGGGUCAGGGUCGCCACCCUUCUGCGCACUGCCUUUGGUCUCAGCAGUUCUUUGAAAAGCGAACACUUUCACGUCCUGUCUGUUCCCUCAGCUGGCUGUGCCGUGUACCAGCUCUGUGAAUCUCCAGCCCUGCUACAGCAGAGUACAUUUUACCACCAGACAUGAGGCUGACAAACACUGCCCACACCAUAGAACUACCGUACCAUAUCAUAGCAGGGAUCGUAAAUAAAUUAUGUACAUCCAUGAAUUUUCCCACAAAUUCUUAUUUCCUGAUUGGACUGCUUUUGUUUCCAGUGUUACAGUAAAUGUAACCUGCUUCUUGGUUCAAAAGGAAUUCUGAGUUAUUGAAACACUAAUCCAGGGGUGGGACACUUCAGAGGGUUCUGGAAUGGGACCAGCAGUCCCGGUGGUGCCGUCGGUGCCUGAAACUCACUAGUCAUGACCGAGCCAGCACUUUGGUAGGGCACAGGUGCGUCUAUAUCCUGAUGUCUGUCGUGUGUUAACAGGUCACUUGUUGUUCACUCAGUUUAAAUUGGUGAUGGAUGAUGCUUGAUAGAGCUUAUUACUCUAUAUAGGGGAAGGUAGAAGGUAAGAGGGUCCAUGUUCGUUCUUUGCCAUGAAAUGAAUAAAUUAGGAAGAUUAUAUUUACUUAACUGUUUUUAAAUACCUGUUCAAUGAAAUAAACUGUAAAAUAUCCAGUUUUUUGUAUUAUAUGUACAUUUGAUUUUUUAAUAGCCUUUCCAAAGAAAUGAGGGCAUGAUUAUUAUACUAUAAAUACUGUGACUGAUUUAAUUUGAUGUACAGGGAAAAGUGUAUUCUUAAGGAUAAAAAUAUUUAACGGCACUCAUACUUGUGUUUUGAUCUUUUAUUUCUUGAAACACUCAGACACUUUAUAAAGUGCUGAGUAGGUGACAGUGAUCCAGCUUGUUUGCUAAAUGAAUAUUUGUUUAAAUCUGUACAGUUUCAAGUGUUUACUUAUACAAAGAGUGUACAUACUUUCAAAUAAUUAAUUUAAAGUGCUUUAUAUUAUUUGGCUAGAAAUUGCUGUUUUUAAUAAAUGUGAAUUUUUUAAAAAAUAAAGAUUUUUGCUUCCUACUUUG